GAGAGAAGUGACAGAGGAUCAGUCCGAGAAGAGAGGAGGCAGCAGCGGCCACGUUCCACCGUAUCAGCUCCAUAUGCAACUCGAGUUCACCAUAAGAAACAAGAGUCAGGAAACACACAGCGACGCUUCCCUAUGGAAAACAUGUUACCGACGAAGAGCCGGGCGUUUACCCAGAGAGCGUAGCGUUAUGGACCGGGUACAGCAGUGACUUAGCCCGCUAGCUAGCCGAGUAACGCUAGCUGGAUACCACCGCGUCCCAAGAGGAAACCAGCGAUGACUGACAGCGACUCGUGCGGAUACACGCGUGUUAAUGUGAGAGCUGCCGCACCCAGGUUCGUCUCUGAGAAGGUCCAGUCCUCCCGCAGGCGGCCAUGGACAACGUGAAGACACGCAGUUUUAGCAAUGAUGAGGAUGAAGAGGUGAUCUCCACAGACACCGAGAGCAAAGAGAAGAGCAAAGAUAAAAAGACACUGUGCAAAGUGAAGUGGUCCCGAGAUGAGGAUGAAAAGCUGAAAAAACUGGUCGAGCAACAUGGAGCUGAGUCCUGGAAAUUAAUAGCCAACUUUUUUCAAGGGAGGACAGAUGGCCAGUGUCAGCACCGCUGGCAGAAGGUGCUCAACCCAGAGCUGGUGAAAGGACCCUGGACAAAAGAGGAGGAUCAAAAGGUUGUUGACCUGGUACACAAAUAUGGCCCCAAGCGUUGGUCAGUGAUCGCAAAGCACCUCCAGGGGAGGAUUGGAAAGCAGUGUCGUGAACGGUGGCACAAUCACCUCAACCCAGAGGUGAAGAAGUCUUCAUGGACUCAGGAAGAGGAUCGAAUCAUUUAUGAAGCCCAUAAACGUCUUGGCAACCGCUGGGCAGAGAUCUCCAAGCUUCUUCCUGGACGGACGGACAACUCCAUCAAGAACCACUGGAACUCCACCAUGAGGAGGAAGGUGGAGCACGAGGGUUACCUGCAAGAUAAUAGCAAGACUCUGUCCUCCUCUCACAAUGGAGGGAAGAGACGCCACCACAGGCUGUGUCCCCCAACUCCAGCAGAGCCUCAGAGCUGUGAUCACAGUCCCCUGUCGAUACCAGGACCCAACCAGAUGGGGGGUUAUACGUGUGAUCCUCACAGUGGACACAUGAUGGAUAGUCUUCCUGAAAAUUCAGGCUUCAUUCAGAGCUUGGAGCAGUACUCCAUCUGGUCAGACAGUUUGUCCGACGACACGUUGACCACAAGUGGCAGCAGCUUGGAGGAGCAGGCAGAGAGAAAAUCCUGGAGGGACACUGACAUUCCCCAGGCUCCUACAGCACAGCUUCCAAUCCCUCCUAGUAAGUUCCUGGCAUUGGAGGCCAGCACCGUGCUCUCCACCCUGCAGACCAUACCGGAGUUUGCAGAAACCAUGGAGCUCAUUGACUCCAUGUGUUUUGCUCUGCAGGACCCGGGUGCGUGGGGUGACGUGGCCAGUUUUGACCUUUCAGACACAACAACACCGCCCAGGCAUAAUCUGGCAGGCUACACCACCCUCCUGCAAGAGAGGACCAUGGAUAAUUCAAUGGAUUACACUCUCAACACUCCCACUGCGGUAUCAGGCCGAGACAAGAACUGUGCUUCCUUUGGUCUUGGGAGUGUCACUUCUCUGACUCCCAUCAACUUGUCCAAACCUUCCCAAGCAUCCACAGCCCGGAGGAGGAGGAGAGAGAGGGGAGAACCAUCUCCUUUAGGCGACAGGACCUGCUUGUCUUUCUUGGAAAAUAACUCAAAUUCUCCAAAGAAAACACCAACGAAGUCACAGCCAUUCACCCCAUCACGAUUCUGCAACAUAUCAGGGGCGGAACAUCUGAGUCUGGAUAACCCUGCCCUCACCUCAACUCCUGUGUGCGGCCAAAGGUGUCUCCUGUACACGCCGCUCCACAAAGAAACCACACCGAAGCACCAGAAGGAGAAUGAUGGUUCACGGACACCCAAAUUCUGUAAAACCAUAAUGAUUCCAACUCCAAGGACACCGACUCCUUUCAAAAAUGCUUUGGCUGCUCAAGAGAAAAUGCACGGGCCCCUAAAGAUGGAGCCGCAGCCAUUAGCAUUUCUGGAAGAGGACAUUCGAGAAGUUCUGAAGCAAGAGACCGGAGCAGACAUCUUUAACAGAGCAGACCACCAGCCAGACUACAGAGCAUGGAAACAUAAUAUCGAUGGCCCAGCUAGAAAAGUGCGUAAGUCCCUUGUGCUGGACCCUUGGGGUAAAGACUGCCUCAACACCCAACUCUUCCAGGAGCAGCGCAACAACACAGAAAAGCCGGAGGAAAGUCUUCUGACGAGCUCCUCGCUGGUCGCCUCGACCCCUGAGCAAGAGGAGUGCAGUCACCCUUUGACUUCUGCACGAGAGGAGCCGUCACUCGUUCCUGUGCAUCCCCAUCGCUUUACGAGCCUGCGGGUGAAGAAGCUCUCCGCCUCCCACAAAGCACCAAAACACACAACUGCUCAGGUGAGUGAGUGGGAAGCAGUGGUUUAUGGGAAGACAGAGGACCAGCUGAUUAUGACGGAACAGGCGCGUCAGUACCUGAACCCUUACCCGUCCUCUGGCUCUACCUCAAGGGCCCUUGUGCUUUAAAGCCGUCCCCUCACUGCGCGGGCAACACUACCACACCCAUCCCAGCAUCGAAAACCUCCACUGAAUCCUGUAAGAGACAAUCCAGUGAAGACAAAUGAUUUUUGUUUUUUAUAUUGAUACAGAAAUGCACUGCCAACGACGUCCACACAAAGGCAUGGCUGCCUACUAACACACAUUACUACGUCACUGCCCGAGUAGUUUGUUGUUUACAGCUUGGACUUGUGCGCUCUUUUGAAAACACAACCUGGCUACAUGAGCAGUUUUGUACAGAUAUGAAAAAAGACUAGAUUUUUUCCUGCACUAGUUAGAAAUGUUGACACAACCUGCACAUACAGUAGGCUGUAGAAAUAGUGUUUAUUACUAGCAGUGGCUGCUUCUGAGUUUUAUAUUGUUAAUAUAUUGUUUAAAUAACCAGCAAGACAUUUUAUGACGUGUUGCUACUCAUUGUGUAUCAACUUGUUUUGCUAAGAUGCCUCGUACAUGCAACAUCUGUAGCUUUUUAUUGACGCCCAUGUAUCUUUAAAAUCCCACCGGGGGUUUUGAGCAUAGACACUUACAGUACAGAAUAUAAUAUUAAGCAUCGCAAGCAUUUUAAACUAGAAUGGCGAUCAGUAGAGCGCAUCAACCGUGUCCCUUAUGAAACCACAUUUUAUUUCAUUAGAUCCAGAUUUUUAUUUGGUUCUGCACCAAAUGGCACACACUCAUAAAUAUCAGACUCUGAGUAAUCAUGGAAAAUGUUGAAAAACGCCAAAAUUUCACCAACAUUUUAUGAGUUCUUCACUGACUUUUACCGCAUCCCUCCGCCAAGUUUUGUGGUAAUUAGUUUAAUAGUUUUCGCAUAAUCUUGCAUACAAACAGACAAAGUGGACGGGUGUGAAGACACAUGGCAUUCGAAGGGACAGCAGUGUUAUUGCUGAAUCACGGUGAUGUGAAGUUGGUGGGGAUGGAAAUAGAAAAGCUGUCAGUAUUGCACUACUGAGUCGAUUUUGCUGCUGAGAAAGGAGCAGUGUUUUUAAGGGCUAACUGGAUAGCACUUGUGAUGGUAUCUUCUUCCUCUUUUCUCUUUAAACAACACAUUUCCUUUCCAAGGCCAUAGUGUCCGUUGAGACAUCGGUUGAAUGUAUUUCAUUACAAUGUACAUGUGUAAGAACCUCAAGAAGGGAAGGGUACAUUUUAUGUUUAUUUCUGUUUGUUUUAUUUAUUAUCUGCUUAGAUAUUAAUAUAAAUCGGAUACCAUGAGUUUAAAAAUAAAAGAAGUUUAACUUUGCUGACAAAACAGCCUCAAAAAUAGAAGAAAAACCCCUCAAAUGCUCUAAAAGCUGUUCUGAAGAAUAAUAACCUUUGGUCACUGACUAGUUUUCAUAUCUUUAGUGUGCUACAGGCAUUGGGUGGAGAAGGAUCUACUUUCUUUGUGGAGGCUGUAGUUUUUAUUUAUUUAAUGUUUACUAAUUUAUUUAUUUCUUUAAAACAAAUCAUUUAAGAGAAAUUAUUGAAGAGUUUUAUUGUCUUUUAAAAAAUAAUCAGGAUUGGGCUACCGUUCGGUUCCAUUACUCCAAGUUAGACAAACGUGCACUGCCACUAAUUUAAGUUGAAUUUCUUUUAUUUUCCUGGAUAGGCAAGAUCUAGCAAAUAAUAAUAAUCCGUGUCUAUUUGACUCUUGUAACAUAUAAAGAGAUCAUAUUCCUUCAAGUUACUCAAACGUGCUCUUUGCUAUAAGGUAGCAGGACUCCAUCUCUGAUCUCUAAUCAUAGACAAAUUGCACUUUUUACUCAUUUAAUUUGA
Molecule: messenger RNA, 4373 nt
Organism: Pleuronectes platessa (European plaice)
Lineage: Eukaryota; Metazoa; Chordata; Actinopteri; Pleuronectiformes; Pleuronectidae
Gene: mybl1
Product: v-myb avian myeloblastosis viral oncogene homolog-like 1
Exons: 15
Coding region: 372-2591 (739 amino acids)
Biological process (GO): regulation of DNA-templated transcription
Cellular component (GO): nucleus
Molecular function (GO): DNA-binding transcription factor activity, RNA polymerase II-specific; RNA polymerase II cis-regulatory region sequence-specific DNA binding
Source: RefSeq, a predicted model, not a curated record